Impatiens glandulifera is the source of this 2146-nucleotide messenger RNA. RefSeq names its product rRNA (cytosine-C(5))-methyltransferase NOP2C. Gene Ontology annotation, biological process: RNA methylation. The record is from RefSeq and is a predicted model, not a curated record. The transcript has 13 exons. The coding region runs from base 75 to 1895 and encodes 606 amino acids. Gene Ontology annotation, molecular function: RNA binding; methyltransferase activity. Lineage: Eukaryota; Viridiplantae; Streptophyta; Magnoliopsida; Ericales; Balsaminaceae.
GUCUAGCUUCCGUUCUCAAUGUUUUUCGCCAUGACAACUGUUCUAUACAGUUUUAUGAAAGCUCUCCUUUUUGAAUGAAGAAAGCGAGAGAAAUUUUCAAACUUGCAUCCAGACGCAGAAGCUUCAAUCCAAGUACCAUUUCCCAGAGAAAUAUCUCUUCAAAAAUGGAUCCAUCAGAACGAUACAGUUUUAACCCAGUAUUGAAUUGGGAUCCUCAAGUUAAUGAUUACUUUGUAAAAGCUUAUGGAGCUGAUCACUUUUCUCGCAUUUCCAAGGCCCUCACGUGCCCAUCUUCUUAUUCCUGUAUUCGUGUUAAUACACUUAAGUCAACAAGUGAUGCUGUUAUUGAGAAGCUAUUGGGAAUUUUACAAGAAAGAGUGCCACAAAAUGCUGGAGAUGACAUCCAACUGAACAUGAAAUGUGAUGCCGAUGUCAAACUUAAUGAGGUUCCAUUGGAUGAAAAAAUGUCUACAAACUCUACUGUUGCCUCAGACAUGGAUGUGUCUUCUGAAUAUUUUGGAAAUGGAGAAAUUAAGAUGCCAGUCUUGCAUGAUAACUCUAUUUACAAAUGUCCAAUUCCUGGGUUAGACUAUGUUGUCUUUGUAAAAGGUUCAGGACCGCAUACCAUUGAUUAUGGACAUGAAGACAAACCUUUCAAAGAAAUGAUUGUGAGUCGUAAAUGCGCGGAAGCUGUUCUUCGUGGUGCUCAGGUAUAUGUCCCUGGUGUAUUAGCUUGUAGUGCCCAUCUGGAGAAAGGUGAUGUAGUUGCGGUAUCAGUUGCAAUAGAGCAACCUGGAAAUAAUGGUGGAUGGGGUAUUCCCAUGACACGUGGGACUGUUCUACCGGGGUUGGAAACAGAUCCUUAUUAUUUUGAACGACAUGGCCUGUACAUUGGCCAAGGAACAUCAAUGGUAUCAAGAGUUGGCUUAUUUCGCGCAUUGGAAGGAAUUGCUGUGGACAUGACUAACAAAGUAUUUAAACUACCUUCCUUCAAUAAUGUCCUUGAAGGUGAAGUAUUUCUUCAGAACUUGCCAAGCAUAAUUGCUGCACAUGCCCUUGAUCCUCAACAAGGAGAGAGGAUACUGGACAUGUGUGCAGCUCCUGGUGGGAAAACAACAGCAAUUUGUAUUCUUAUGAAGGACAAAGGAGAGAUUGUUGCAGCUGAUAGAUCUCAUAAUAAGGUUCUUGACAUUCAAAAAUUGGCUGCUGAAAUGGACCUGCAUUGUAUAACAACCUGCAAAUUGGAUGCUCUUAAGGCUACAUGUCGAAUAAAGGAAUCGUGCGAUACAGUGACUAGUGGGCAAGAGAAACAACCGACUUCUACAAGGGAAGUGGACUGCGGGAAAAACAAUAGUACAUUAAAAAAUGGGCGUGGAAGAAGUCAUGACGUGGGUGCUAGGGUUGAAAAAUCUUCAGGGUUUCCACCAAAUAGCUUUGAUCGAGUUCUUCUUGAUGCUCCCUGUUCAGCACUCGGUCUGAGGCCUAGAUUAUUUGCUGGAGUGGAAACAAUAGAAUCAUUGAGGAACCAUGCAAAAUAUCAGAGAAAAAUGUUUGAUCAAGCUGUUCAACUGGCUCGUCCUGGUGGUGUUAUAGUCUAUUCCACGUGUACAAUUAAUCCUGGAGAGAAUGAAGCAUUAGUUCGUUAUGCCUUGGAUACAUUUAAGUUUCUUUCAUUGGCACCCCAGCAUCCAAGAGUUGGUGGGCCAGGCCUAGUUGGUGGUUGUCAAAUGCCUGAUGGAACCCAAGAAGAAUGGCUGAGAGCUGGGGAGGAGGAGUUAGUUCAAAGAUUUGAUCCUUCAUCACCACUUGACACAAUUGGAUUCUUCAUUGCUAAGUUCAGUGUUGGCCCCAAGGAUGCUGUUGCAAAUUCCACAGCAAAAGAAUCAACAGUAUAAAAUUUGUAUUGGAAACGUGUUUCGAUUUCUAGUCAAACAUUUUUUAUUAUUCAUUAGGAUUGUGGCGCGUUAUAUUAAAUUAAAUAUUGUACAAUUUUUUCUAUAUUAUGUAACAUUUUUGGUGUUGGCAAAAUGACCAUCAAGACAAAAGAUGAUGGUUGAUUGCUCGUCGUGUUUAUUUGGUUUGAUUAUUUUGUAGUUUAUUCCAUACUUUCAUAAUGAGAUUGAAUGCCAAACAUGGCCAUUGUUGU